Amblyraja radiata (thorny skate) is the source of this 3866-nucleotide messenger RNA. RefSeq names its product serine/threonine-protein phosphatase 2A catalytic subunit alpha isoform. Gene Ontology annotation, molecular function: protein serine/threonine phosphatase activity. The record is from RefSeq and is a predicted model, not a curated record. Bases 291 to 1220 code for a protein of 309 amino acids. NCBI's taxonomy places the organism in Eukaryota, Metazoa, Chordata, Chondrichthyes, Rajiformes, Rajidae. The transcript has 7 exons.
GGCGCCACUGCGGGCGGGGCGGGGCGGCCAUUUUCUUGUCCGGAGAGGGAUCGGGCGUCGAAGCGGCGGCGCUGCCACAGUGUCCCGGCGUUUUCGCAGCCUCCCCCGCACUUUUUAAAAAAAACAGAUAGAAUCUUCACUCUGAAGGGUUUUGUGUGCGGGGGGGGAAGGGGGAGAAGGAGGAAGCGGGUCCGUUCUGUCUGUGUGGGGGAGAGGGAGAGGGAGAGAGUGAUCGAUCGGCCGAUCGGCGGUCCCCGCUGCGAGCCGGCGGCCAGCGUCGUCGUUGAGCGAUGGACGAGAAAGUGUUCACCAAGGAGCUGGACCAGUGGAUCGAGCAGCUGAACGACUGCAAACAGCUGACCGAGAGCCAAGUCAAGACGCUGUGCGAGAAGUCGAAAGAAAUCUUGACAAAGGAAUCAAAUGUGCAGGAGGUGCGAUGCCCUGUAACAGUUUGUGGCGAUGUCCAUGGGCAAUUUCAUGACCUCAUGGAACUUUUUAGAAUUGGAGGCAAAUCACCAGACACAAAUUAUCUUUUUAUGGGAGAUUAUGUCGAUCGAGGUUAUUAUUCAGUUGAAACAGUCACACUCCUAGUAGCUCUUAAGGUACGUUAUCGUGAACGUAUCACAAUACUUCGCGGGAAUCAUGAAAGCAGACAAAUCACACAAGUGUAUGGCUUUUAUGAUGAAUGUUUAAGAAAAUAUGGAAAUGCCAAUGUGUGGAAAUAUUUCACAGAUCUCUUUGAUUAUCUUCCGCUCACUGCCUUGGUAGAUGGCCAGAUCUUCUGUCUCCAUGGAGGUCUUUCUCCUUCCAUAGAUACACUGGAUCACAUCCGAGCGCUUGAUCGCCUUCAGGAGGUUCCACAUGAGGGACCAAUGUGUGACCUACUAUGGUCAGAUCCAGAUGACCGUGGAGGUUGGGGUAUAUCUCCCAGGGGUGCUGGUUACACCUUUGGUCAGGAUAUUUCUGAGACUUUUAACCAUGCAAAUGGCCUUACGUUGGUCUCCAGAGCACAUCAGCUGGUCAUGGAGGGUUACAAUUGGUGCCAUGAUCGCAACGUAGUAACAAUUUUCAGUGCUCCAAACUACUGUUAUCGUUGUGGUAAUCAAGCUGCAAUAAUGGAACUUGAUGACACUCUUAAAUAUUCUUUCCUGCAGUUUGAUCCAGCUCCUCGCAGAGGUGAACCACAUGUGACUCGUCGCACCCCAGAUUAUUUCCUGUAACAACUUAUGUACAGUAUUGCCAUGAAUUAAAAGGUGGCCUGGCAGAAUUGGAAGAGCAACUGUAACUCCAAAUUACUAGCACGAAUCUCAAACAUUCGGAAACUUUCUGUCUUCACGGACCAAAUGACGUGCCAUAAUAAAUGCAAACCUCAGUCUGCAAACAUCACAUUGUUCUACUUGAGCACCUGUUCAUCAAUGCAUGCUGAUGUGUCAAAAUUAUGGGUCGAGAACCGUGGUUUGAGCCUAGUUUGUAGUUACUUUUGCUUUUUCAGAGAUAAAGAUGUAAACAUUAAAACCUGCACCUCGUGAUAAUUCAUUUAGCUAUAGCAUAUCAAGCAUGAUCUGUAGAUAAACAAUAGCAGUAAACAAUCAAUGGAGCUUAAAGGAGCAUUUUAAAAUACAACGGCCUCCAUUUGUGUGAGUACUGAAAUCUUGUUUCAGGGAAUAAUGUUUAAUUUAAUUUGUCUACUGUUUCCCAUGUAUUUUUCACAAUGUCCAAUUCAAAUAAGUUGUAUGGAACAAAACUUUCCUUUUAAAGAAUCAUGGCAGGCGUCUGUGAUGUUGUUUUCCAUAAAAUUAUGAACUAAGAAUUGAAAUUUUUCAGAUUUUAAUUGUAUCAGGAUGGAAGACUUAAUGAUGCCUUUAUGUAAAAUGGUUACACUAACAUUUGAGUUUGUGUAUCAAAGGCUCCAGGUUAAAAUAAUAAAGACUGAAAAUACUCUUACAGGAUAUGUUUUUACGUUUGAGAGGAGCCUAAUGGCUAAUUUGAUUUCUUAAAUAUCCCGAUGAAAUGUGAUUAGAAUUGGGGGAAAAUGCUAACCUGGCAUAACAAUAUCUAGCAAAAAGUAACAUGAAUUCAUUGCUCAUUGACACUGUAAUUACUCUUGCAUGUGUUGUAAUUAGUUUUGAAGCACCAAGACCGUAGUCAGUAUUAUCUAAUUCCUCAUGGAUUUCUAAAACCAAAUCCGUCAGUUUUUCCUGGCAGUAAUUUAUUAAAAUCUUUGUCUUUUCUUUCAAGAUGACAAUAUUUACAUUUCAAUUUACCCAAGUCCUACGCCAUCCAAAAAAAAAAAAAAAGCCUAAUCUCGACCCAAUUAAAAUAUUUGUCUUUGUUUUCGUAGCUGUGCUCUGGGUUUACUUUUUCUGGGCCCCUGCUGGUUCUGCUUGAAAAUCCAAUUGUUGGGACCGAUGAGGUGUCAUAUUGGUUUGGUACUGUCUUGCAAUUUUAUAAAUGGAUGCGGUAAUAUUUGCUUCAAUGUGCACCUUAGUCAUUCUCUGGACAUGGGGUGCUUGUGUGUGUGAAUUCUGGCUAACAAAUAUAAGGGAGAGCUAGGCAACGCAAGGAGAAGAAAGUAUCCAUUAUAUGAUUAGGUUUAAUAAAUAACUUAAUGGGUGGCGGUUUGUGUGGAGCAUUGGUUGGCCAUGGCUUAUUUCAUAGAUGUAAGUAACUGCUUUGUGAAGUCGCUCAGAAUCUGUUUCCUAAUUUGUUCUGUUACACUAACAGAAGCAGAAGCUUUCAACGUUGAAAAGUUGAAAUUAGCCGAUCCACACUAAGUCCUUCUUGAUUACAGAUAUCUGGAGUCACUUCUGAUAAACUAACUUAGUUAUUUCUACAUUAAUGCAUGAAGAAGUGAUCUAGCAAGGAUUCUGUGUUUCAUCAAUUAAUCUUAAUAUCAAGGAAGGGGGAAAAUAAUAUUUCCGAGAGAAUUGUGUGAUCGGAUAAUAGGAUUGCUGACAUUGCCACUGAUAGUUGAAGAGAAGUAAUCCACAUUGAAAUCUUUGCUGUCUUGGUGCUCUUCAAAAUUCAUGUCCUUUUUUAUUUACUAUACUUUAUAUAAUGGCAACAGAACUUCUGAAAUGUUCUAUAGUCAGAAGUGUUCUGAAGAUACAAAAUUGGACCAGACCAGUGUGUUGACUUUAACCUCACUUUCUCCAUGGUAAAGUUUAUCCACAUUAUCGCACUGCAGUUGAGGGAACAGCUUGAACAUUUUGUCGAUCCAAAGAAUUGGAUAUCCACACUUGCUCUUUGUGGGGAGCAGUGUUUGGAAUCCAAACUAUAUUGGAAACAAAAUAGUUUGAGAUGUGCAGAACCAGAACUUUUUGAGGGCAAACACUGGACAGAAAAUAUUGGUCCCAGGGUGGACAAGGGAAGUUAUGACCUUAUAGAACUCUGUGCAUUGUAUCCUAGGAUUAUGAACUUUGUUAACUUUAGCUUUCUUGUGCAACUCUGGACCUGGCUGGUUCAGUUACUGUGACUGGUUGAACGUAAACUGAAACCACCCUCAUUUUGAUCAGUCCACUUUAUUGGUACGUUCUUCUAACCGAAUGAUGUACCUAUGAAUGUGGGUUCUAGAAGCUUGCGCAACUCCACGAGAGAUACAUUCCAGUUAUAAAGUGUGUAUUAAAAUCGAUAACCUCCAUGUAAUCUCGGCUAUAAAAAUGCAUUCGUAUAAAAUACCAUUUCACUUGGAGUUGUGUAUUAUCAUGAAAUUUUUUUAUCAGCUUUACCAGAAUAGCAAGUCUAAGUUGCUUUUCAAUAUAGUGGCCAUCCCUUUUACAGCAUUUGAUAGUGAUAAUUUACAGUUUUCAUUUUUUGUGGGACGAUAUAUCUGAAAUUUGUUGAAUCAAUAAAAAUAGACUAACGUU